AAUGAUACAUAUGAUAUAAUAAGAUCUGCUAUUGAUCAAUUAUCUACAAUUGCUUGUUUAGUGAAUAAUGUUGGUAUGGGAUUACCAUUAGAGUUAUUUACUGGAGAAAUGGAUUCACCAAAUGAAGAAUCAAUCAGAAAUAUCAUUCAUUGCAACAUUUUGUCUACAGUAAUGAUGACAAGCAUCAUUCCACCAAAAAUGUUAACACAGAAAGGACCUAAUCCUGGUAUUAUAAACCUUGCAUCUUAUUCAGCACUUAGAACAACUCCAUAUUUAACUGUAUAUUCUUCAACAAAAGCGUUUAUCAUACAAUUUUGUAAAUGUUUAUCUACUGAGACCUUUCUAAAGAAUGUGAUUAUACAGACAUUAUGUCCAUUAAUUAUCUAUACCACAAUGACUGAACAUGAAAAACCAUCAUAUUUUAAUCCAUCGGCUAAAUUAUUUGUUCAUAGUGCAUUAAAUAUGUAUGGUGUAGUACAACAGACUACUGGUUAUAUAUUACAUGAAUAUAAAGCUUAUUUAUUUGAUUUAUUACCAACAUCAUUAUGGAUAUUAUUGACACAUGCUAGAGUGAAUGCACGUAAGAAAUAUGUAUAA
Molecule: messenger RNA, 597 nt
Organism: Schistosoma curassoni
Lineage: Eukaryota; Metazoa; Platyhelminthes; Trematoda; Strigeidida; Schistosomatidae
Source: the annotation of a GenBank genome assembly